This is a messenger RNA of Osmia lignaria (orchard mason bee), 2757 nucleotides long. It is a transcript of the gene vg, whose product is annotated as transcription factor vestigial. Gene Ontology annotation, cellular component: nucleus. The record is from RefSeq and is a predicted model, not a curated record. NCBI's taxonomy places the organism in Eukaryota, Metazoa, Arthropoda, Insecta, Hymenoptera, Megachilidae. Gene Ontology annotation, biological process: regulation of DNA-templated transcription.
UUGGGGUUGCGAGCGGCGAAAGGGUGGCGAACCGAGCUGCCUACCAACAGAGAGGCGAUGAUACCGGCUGUCGAGUAGGAGAAGAGAGGACAAGAAGCCGUAGGAGACGGGAAGAGAGAAUGUAGUAGCUGGCCGAGCGAGAAGCAGGAGAGGGAGAGCGAUUCUGCAAUGAGACUGAAAGAGGAGGAGGAAGGAGAGAGAGAGGAAGGACGGUUUAACCCAAGUAGGAACUUCUUAAUACCGGGACGGCAGUCGGGUUCAUUGUGGGAUCAAUACAGAGACGAGCGGGCGUAGGAGUGGCAAACGUUGCCUCAUUGGACGUCCUGUUCCCGCACGGUGAUUGGCCGGUGGUGGUACUACCAGGAGGCGUUUCCUUUCCAGUUAGCCCCUCUUUUGGGGUGAACGAAAGGGGCAGGUAGGCCCUGACCCUCGCGAGGAAGGAGAGAACACGCGGCAAGUGGAAAAAGACGGAGCUGCGCGGACUGAGCAGUUGGAAAAAGACGGCGCACCGGUCUACGGUGAGGGUGACACGAGGCCGGGGGGUUCAGUCUGUGUUCGCCCAUCAGAGACACAUCACCAGCCACGAUACGGUCCGGUUACGGUCUCUCCUCGCGAGGGUAGCUCCCCUGUAAACCAGGUGUUACACGCUUCUACGUUCUGCUCCUGGACGCGGCGAGCCCUUGAACUUGAACAGUGUCCCCGCAUGCUUUUGGACAUUUCCUUAAUUUCAUCGUUUUUAUCCCUCCUUCGAUCGAUCGAUCGGUACCCGCGUCAAUGUCGAGGAUCAACGAGAAAGUGGAGAACAAGGAUUUCAGUGUUUCCCAAUCCUUUUGCGACCAGUGCUUGAACCUGUGAUCUGUACGAUUGGACUGUUUGGAAUCGGUCAAACUUAUUUUGAACCGAUCGAAAGCAAGAAUUUUUAAGCAAAACAAGGGAAAGAAUUGUAUAAAAUUGCGAGCGUUGAAUCAGAGAAAGAAGGUUGAGAAAAAGCGGAGCCAACGGUUCGGCUCCGACCUUGUCAACACGUGCUUCUGAAAACAUACAACAAAAACUCCAUCCUCGACUUCCGAUUCGAACAGUGCUUCGUGUCGUUGCUUCCUAAGCCAGAGCUCAGUGCAAAGGUGACCCGAUGUGAAUCAAGGAGACCAACAUUGUUACGAUUACAGUGACCGUUAAGUGUAUUAUAAAACCAGUCGUGAAGGUGUUUACAUGAUCGAAAGUCCAUUGGUACGAGGAAGUGUUGAUUGUUACGGUGCUUGUUUAUCAGGGGAUCGCCUCGUCCGUAUCCUAAUACAUCUUUGGCAGCAGAUAAAUCAAAGGAAUUUAAACUGAAAUUCAAAGGUGACCUGACGUCUGCUCGCGAACGGUGCUCGGUGAAGAUGCUUAGAUCAGCCUGACACGCCGAUCAUCUCGAACUCGUCGCGUUUUCGGUAGAAGUGAAACCGGAGAUCGUCGAACAGUUGAUAGAUAAAGGUGCGAGUCGAAGUGGACAGGAUAGAGGAGGCGAGUGGACAGAGUGGAAAUAAAAGAUAGUGUACGAACGGGUGGUGCGACGUUCGGGUACGCAAGUCGGCAGGCCGGCUCUGGGGUGCCGGGCCCGGGCGGGGUGAUGAGCUGUUCCGAGGUGAUGUAUCAAUAUUAUCCUUACCUCUACCAGAGGCCACCGCCGCCGCCGCACCCGACCCACCCUCAUGCGGCCCCGCACACCCAUCCCCACACAAAUCCGCAUGCGGCCCACCACAGUCCUGCCAGGCCGGCGCCUUUUCAAUCCUUCUCCGCGGCCACCGCGACGCAUCAGUACGACAGGUUGAAUGUCCACCAAAGAUCACUCGAGGCGGCGGGCCUUGAAAUUUGCGGAGCUGGUGGAAGUGUUCCGCAAGGGCAACCCAGUAGCGCGGGUUCCGUCGGCUCGGCACCCAGCCCAGCAUCGCCAAGGCCAACUCCUCAACCACGACCACCCCUAGCAUCAACCACUUCACAACCCUCGAGGACGUUGGACGACGACAGAUCGACGGACGGUACUGGUACCGCCGCGGAAGAUUCAGACGAUGGCGAGAGCAGAGCCCAAUACCUGAACCCAAAUUGUGUGGUUUUCACUCAUUAUCGGGGGGAUGCCGCGUCCGAAGUGGAGGAACACUUUCAAAGGGCACUGGCACACGAUAAACUGAAGGAAAAUAUAUCCCCCAUGUCCAUGAGGAGCUUUCCUGCUUCCUUCUGGAACAGUCAACAUCCUGGUGAGGUCUACGAGUAUCCAACGGACCCGUGGCAUCCGCAUUAUUCACAGUAUCACCACAGGUCUCGAAUCGCAGGUCCAGGACUCGAAAGACCUCUACUGGUUCUAGAAGCGAGCUACGGAGUCUCGUGGACCGACCUAAUUCGCAACAUCCGGUGGGUGCAUCCGCGAAAUAAUCACGAGCUCGAUACCACUGAGCCGUUGUUGUACUUCGAUCGAACAGCUUCUACGAACGAGCAUUGCGUUCCGAGGAAAAGCAUCAGCGGGAAAACGCUGAAUGAUCGAAGGACCAUCGAGGAGCUUAGACGAUAUAAAUGCAGGUCGAAGAGGAAGAUCGAGGGAGGAGUAAUUAUUUGGUGGAUUUAGCUGCAGAUAUAAGUGAAAUAUUUAUUGACCAAUGAUCUUGCCAUAUAUAUAUAUUAUAAAUAUAUAUAUUACUAUUAUUAAUUGUAUCAUAACACCGGGCGCUGCAGAAAUUCUGAAACCUCUCCGAGUCAGCAAAUUAAAAAUAGUUACUAUCCGAA